Adineta steineri is the source of this 1062-nucleotide messenger RNA. Lineage: Eukaryota; Metazoa; Rotifera; Eurotatoria; Adinetida; Adinetidae. The record is from the annotation of a GenBank genome assembly.
AUGGAACAUUUAAUUCCAGCGAACUAUCAAAUGUAUGCUAAUAAUCAAAAAAAUGAAUUAGUUACAGCAGGAAUGUAUAAAUGUGAAGGAUUAUUUGCAAAUUUUCUUCAAAAAUUUCAACCGGGUUAUGGACAAAUGAAAUCUGUAUUAACAGAAAGUGAACGUUCAGCAAAACCUUCUGUGAUACUUUCUGCACCGGAUAUUCAACGAACUGAUGAAGAAAUAUCAGAAAUAAUUGGUUUAUCUUUAGAACAUUGUUUAGGUGAUCAUUUAUUAAAAAGACGACGUUAUGCUUUAAUAAAUUAUCAGAAAUUUGUAUUUAUUAUCAGUGGUUAUGAUUUUGAUAUAGAAAAUAAAAUACGUUCACAACCAUUAAAUGAUUUUGUUUACGAUAUUGAUAGUAAAUCAUGUCGAGCAAUUCCUUCAAUUCCAUCACCAGGUCGUGUUGCAUUUGGUGUAGCACCAUCUGAACGUCAUAUUAUAAUCAUUGGAGGACAUACAUAUGAUAAUGUAUCAUUAUCAAGUGUAUUUAUUUUAGAUACACAAAAUAUCGAUGAAGGUUGGGUGAAACUUCCAUCGUAUCCACAUCCAAUUUUGGCUCCUGGAGUUGCUUUUUCAGAAAAUCGUGUUAUUGUAAUUGGUGGAUAUGAUUUUGUUAUUGGUGAAACAGACAUGCUAUCGACUCAUUAUCAAAUGGAUCUUAAUGAAAAAGUUUGGCGUCGAUAUGCUGAUCUUAAUCCACCGCGAGCUCGAACACUUGUUAUUUGUACAUAUAAUAAUGAUGAAUUAGAACUUUAUGCUGCAGGUGGUUACACUCUUAUUGAUGGUAAAGCGAAAGUUGUAGAUAAAAUAUAUUCAUAUAAUAAGACGAAAGAUCAAUGGGAAAAAUUAACAGAUAUUCCUAAUUUUCAAAUAAAUCAUGUUAUUACUAUAGCACAAACAAAAUUGACUAUUAGUGAAGAAAAACCUAAUGUAACUGAUUCUCAUCAAUUAAAUUUACAUCCAAUUCGUAUGUAUGAUUUCGAAAGUGGAUUAUGGCAAGAAAUAGAGGAUGACAAAUAA